Molecule: messenger RNA, 1214 nt
Organism: Cotesia congregata
Lineage: Eukaryota; Metazoa; Arthropoda; Insecta; Hymenoptera; Braconidae
Source: the annotation of a GenBank genome assembly
UCAACCGUUUUCCUAACUUUUUUUUAAUAAUAAAUGAGCAUUUUGAGGCAUGCAUUUUUAGAUUUUCAUAACUUUUUUGUUGAUUUAUUUACAGAAGCUGUAAUACUGGUAUCGGUAAAAUUAGUAGUGGUAGAAAUGAGGUAUAUUUGGGUCAUGGCUGUCUAAAUAAAAGAAAUGUUUUACACGAAUUGGGACAUGCAAUCGGCUUUCAUCAUGAACACAAUCGUCCAGAUCGUGAUCAAUAUGUUAAAAUCAAAAUGGAAAAUGUUUACAACGGUAAAGAAUUUAAUUUUGAUAAAUUGUCACCUGGAGAAAUCACUACUCUUAAUCAAAUUUAUGAUUACAAUUCAAUAAUGCACUAUAAAAGAUAUGAAUUUUCAUCUGAUCGAUCUAAAGAUACUAUAGUACCUUUACAAACUGAGAAUAAUGAAAUUGAUAAAAUUGGUAAAGGAGCAAAGCUGAGUGAUAUUGACAUUAUUGCUACGAAUUUACUCUACAGAUGUAUUGAGUGUGGAAAGACCUUGCAAAACCCUGAAGGAACAUUUGGAACAGCGAUUGAUGCUCAUACAUCACUGACCACUAAAAAACAUUGUCAAUGGAGAAUUACAGCAUCACAUGGUGAAAAAAUCGUUCUCUACAUUACAUCAUUAAAUAUUAUAGAAACGUGGCCGAAGUGUCAGACUGAUUAUUUACAAAUCAUAGAUGGGUACUCGACCAUAAACUCUCUCUUAGCUUCAAUUUGUGGAAAGCAUAGAAUUUUACAUCCAAUAAUUUCUUCCGGUAAUCGGAUGCUUGUUACAUACCGCACAGAUAAUUUCAAUAAAACGUAUUAUGGUUUCACAGCAAGAUACUAUAAGAUUUGUGGCGGUGACAUUGAAAUCGAAAAUGAGAACCAAAAUUAUUAUUUAGAAUCACCAAACUAUCCAAGCCCAUACAAAGAUAACAAGAUAUGCGUUUGGCAUUUAAUUUCACCUUUCAAUCGGAACAUAUCUAUAAAUUUUAAUUAUUUCAAACUCGAAGAAUCUGUCGAUUGCGAAAACGAUUUUCUUGAAAUAAAAAACGGUGAUAAUUAUUAUUCAUCAUCCGUUCGAACUUAUUGCGGUAAAGAUUCUCCAGGUAAAGUCAUUUCGGAAGGAAAUAAGUUGGUUAUUAAAUUUGUCAGCAAUCAUGAAAUUCAAGGUAAUGGAUUUUCUGCGAUUAUAACAAUGAUAUAA